AUGUCAGACGCCACGAAGCGCAUCAGAAUCGCCAUUGUUGGUGCCGGCAUUGCGGGCCUCACGGCGGCCAUUGCUCUGCAGGAGGAGCCACACAUCGACGUCCAGAUCUAUGAGCGCGCAAGCGAGCUCCGUGAAGUUGGCGCAACCAUCGCCCUGGGGCCCAACGGCCUAAAAAUCCUGGACAAAAUAGGUGUCAGCAAGGCGUUGAAGGACACCGUGGGUUUUCGCAAUCGAACCGGUCGUUCAAUGAUCUAUCGUCACUAUCAGACAGACGAAGUGGUCUCUUUCGACGUGCACCAUGGCCCGGUCGAGUCUAAACACCACUGUGCUCGGUUUUUCCGACCACAUCUCCAAAAGGUCCUGCUCGAGCAUGUGCGACCAGGCCGUCUACACCUCCACAAAUCUUUCAAGUCGAUACGCAGGGAACCCUCGGAUCAGAGCCUGGUGAUCGACUUUCUCGACGGCUCGACAGCGCAGGCUGAUAUAAUUCUCGGCGCCGACGGCAUCCACUCCGCCGUGCGUCGAGCUUACAUACCCACGUCCUCUGCGCUCUGGACAGGCCAUGUCUUCUUCCGCACCGUCGUGCCGCGAUCCCACUUUGACCACAUAGCUGACCUCCCCGACGAGGCCGUCCACUACUGGGGUCCCGACCGCACGCUCUUUCUUUCGCCGUUGCCCAAGGACCUGUUCGCCGUCGUGGCGGCUCACCAGUGUGAUCCCAAUGAUCCCGGCCACCAAUAUCUUGCAGCCGGCUGGGAUGGGGAUGCCGACAUCGCCGCCCUACGUGUUCUCUAUAAGGACUGGAGCCCCCUGGCCAGAAGCAUAUUAGAUGCCACGCCGCGCAUCAAGGUGUAUCCAAACACGGCAGCAAAGGAGCUGCCGACCUGGAUUCUCGGCAAUGGGCGCGUCACUUUGGCAGGCGAUGCGGCGCACGCUCACGGCGGAGCCUUUGCCGCGGGCGGAAGCCUGGCCAUCAACGAUGCUUGGGCCUUUGCACAGUCUGUCCUCUACUACUUUCCAAGGGAAGGAGGCUGGCGAGUCCGCCCGGAUGACGCAGGUCUGACCGAAGUCGUCAGCCUCUAUGAGAGAACGCGGAAACCACAUACAGAUAAGGUGCAGAAGACUGUGCAGGAUCGAAAUCAGUUCUUGGUGGACCAAAUCAAGAUGAAACAAACGGACGAAGAGCUGAGGGCCCAGAUGAAGAACAGGAGGGAUCUGACGUGGAUACACGAGCAUGAUGUAGAGGCUGCCUUUGCGAGAGCGAUACCUAGCAAGAUCAGUGAAGCGAGGUUGUGAGCGAUCUUUCUGGCAGCCAGCAGGGACGAAGAGGGGGUUUCAAGACCCGGACCCGGGAAAAUGGUCAUACAAAGGCCGGCACGACGACUGCUAUAGCAACACCUGCCUCUACUGCUACAUGGCCCACGAAAGAACGUUGGCGUGUGACUGCAGAGUCUACAAAUUCAAUUUUUUCAGGC
Molecule: messenger RNA, 1475 nt
Organism: Microdochium trichocladiopsis
Lineage: Eukaryota; Fungi; Ascomycota; Sordariomycetes; Xylariales; Microdochiaceae
Product: salicylate 1-monooxygenase
Exons: 2
Coding region: 1-1296 (431 amino acids)
Molecular function (GO): monooxygenase activity; FAD binding
Source: RefSeq, a predicted model, not a curated record